This is a messenger RNA of Guillardia theta CCMP2712, 519 nucleotides long. RefSeq lists its product as hypothetical. Bases 1 to 519 code for a protein of 172 amino acids. The transcript has 3 exons. NCBI's taxonomy places the organism in Eukaryota, Cryptophyceae, Pyrenomonadales, Geminigeraceae. The record is from RefSeq and is a predicted model, not a curated record.
AUGCGAGCUGUGCCUGCGCUGUUCAUGGCGAUGUGCGCCACGGCUUCGGCCUUCUCGUCGUCCCAUGCACUCAGAAUCCUCAACCCAAGAGUUCUUCCUUCCUUCCCUUCCUCUAUGUCCUCCCUCUGCUCUCGAAAGAACACGAGGGCGGCUCAAUGCGCCCCUUCCCUGGGAGGUCGCGCUAGGUUUGCGUCCAGCACAGUCCGCAUGCAAACGCAAACCGCAUCCGUUGUUGAUCCAGAGAAACAGCUAGCAGAUCUCGGCAUCACUCUCCCGCAGGUUGCAUCCGCUGCUGCCAACUAUAUUCCCUAUGUGGUUUCUGGGAACUAUGUUUAUGUUGCCGGUCAGAUCCCAGUCUUGAACGGAGAGAUCAAGUUCAAGGGAAAGGUCCCCACGGACAAGAGUAUGGACGAGGCUUAUCAGUCCGCCAGGCUCUGCGGGUUGAACUUGAUCGCUCAGGUACAUCUUUCUCCUCAUUUUGGUGAAACAUCACCGCUGACAUGUCUCCCUCCAAGGUGA